Molecule: messenger RNA, 4054 nt
Organism: Balaenoptera musculus (blue whale)
Lineage: Eukaryota; Metazoa; Chordata; Mammalia; Artiodactyla; Balaenopteridae
Gene: RPS6KL1
Product: ribosomal protein S6 kinase like 1
Exons: 12
Coding region: 1106-2608 (500 amino acids)
Biological process (GO): protein phosphorylation
Molecular function (GO): ATP binding; protein kinase activity
Source: RefSeq, a predicted model, not a curated record
UGGAGGGCUGAAAGCAGCCGCCCACGGUGCAAGGUCCCCCGCGGGGGCGAAGGGGCAGUGGCGGCAGGGCUGGGUCUGGCCGCGAGGACCGAGCUCCUGGCUCGGGCAGAGGCAGAAAUGACCUGGAGUUGGCAAUUUGGGCCCUGCCCCUUCCUAAUGGGGCCUGAGAGAGCGAAGGUGCAGAGGCUGCAGUGAGGGGCAAAGGCAGCUCUGCUGGCCUCUCUCUGAGCCCUUUCCUUUCCUGAAGACACUGCUCUUACCCCUGUGGCCACUUGUAUCACUCACUGCUCAGGGAGGGGCUGCUGUACGGUCCUUGGCGGCCACGUGGCCUCCUGGCCUUCUCCGAGACAGAGCCAGGAGGCCAGAGGCAUCCCCUCCUAGGGCUGGUUGGGCUCUGACCUCAUUCCUCUAACUCCACCCAGAGUGGCACUGAAUCUGCCACUCAGUCAUUUCAUUUGCCCGCAGGCUUUAAGGCCAAGCCCUGUGCCCGGCUCUCUGCCUGGCUCCUUGGGGGUCCUCACUCCCUGGCCACACUGACCUCAGGACCUAGGGAAAUAAAGCAGGGGCAAUCCAUCCUGUUCGAGGAGGUGCCAUGGAGCCGAACCUUGAAGGAUAAAUGAGAUUCCCAUGGGAGGAGCAGGGAGGGGAGAACAGGCAGGAUGGAGGGAACAGUAUAAGGAAUGGCCUUUGGGACCCGGGCCCUGGCUUCAGCCUCGGAGUGUGUGACCUCCAUGUUUAAUGUGUAUAGAGGCCCUUUGCAGGCAUAUCCUCAGCUCUCUCCAGUGCUCAACACAUAGUGAGUGCUCGAGAAAUACUUGUUGAACUGAAAUUGAAUUGAAAGCCAAAAACCCAGAGCCCAAAGCAUGUUAUUAUUCUGUUAUUACCACCACUUAGGAAAGAUCUGGCUCAGUGAGGGAUAUUACCCACAUUAGCUCUGAUCCCUCCAGCCCUUGGACGUCCCUGCUCCAGGGCAGCCAUGAGCCUGGUGGCCUGUGAGUGUCCCCCUGGCCCUGGCCUGGACCCCGAGCCCUGCUCAUGAGUGCGGUCCCAGGCCCUAGUGUACCUGGAGCAGAUUCGCAACCGGGUCACCCCGGGGGCACCUGACAUGACCAAGCGCGACUACCUGGUGGAUGCAGCCACACAGAUCCGGCUGGCCCUGGAGCGUGACGUCAGUGAGGACUACGAGGCAGCCUUCAACCACUACCAGAAUGGCGUGGACGUUCUGCUCCGAGGCGUAAAUGUCGACCCCAACAAGGAGAGAUGUGAGGCUGUAAAGCUGAAAAUUACCAAGUACCUGCGGCGGGCGGAGGAGAUCUUUAAUUGCCACCUGCAGAGGACGCUGGGCAGUGGAGCCAGCCCUGGCACGGGUUUUAGCAGCCUGAGGCUGCGGCCCAUCCGCACACUGAGCUCUGCCCUAGAGCAGCUGAGGGGCUGCAAGGUGGUCGCAGUCAUCGAGAAGGUGCAGCUGGUCCAGGACCCAGCGACUGGAGGGACCUUCGUGGUGAAGAGCCUGUCCAGGUGCCACGCGGUGAGCCAGGAGCGGCUGACCAUCAUCCCACACGGCGUCCCCUACAUGACCAAGCUGCUGCGGUAUUUUGUGAGCGAGGACUCCAUCUUUCUGCACCUGGAGCAUGUGCAAGGAGGCACUCUGUGGUCCCACCUGCUCUCCCAGCCGUGCCUCCAACAGUCUGGGACUAGGUCUGGCUCCAGCCUGGAGAGGAUGAAGGCUCAGCUCAACUCCCGCCUCAGCCUCGGGAUCCCAGCUCGCCUCCUGCCUGGCCACACCUGCCUGCAGGACGGAAUCCCCCUGGAGCCUCCCUGGACUUCUCAGAGCCUUACCCUGGCCAGGGGGGCCACAGCCAUCAGACCCCAGAGAGAGGCUGAAGGUGAACCCUCAGCCGGGACCAGCCCUUCCUGCUCCUGGGACCUUCCAAAGGCCCCAGGUGGCCACCUGCACCACCAAGCCAGGCGGGGGCCCGGCCAGAGCUCUGAUCCAGGGCCCCCUCGGGGGCUCCCUUGGGUUCGCGCAGGGGCCGGCCGGGUGCUGGGGGGCUGUGGCCGAGGCAGAGGUCAGAGCCGCCCCUCAACCGGUGGGGCCGCCUGGAGUGUGAGGGAGGAGCAGGUGAGGCAGUGGGCGGCCGAGAUGCUGGUGGCCCUGGAGGCGCUGCACGAGCAGGGGGUGCUGUGCCGGGACCUCAAUCCCCGGAACCUGCUCCUGGACCAGGCAGGCCACAUCCGGCUCACGUAUUUCGGCCAGUGGUCAGAGGUGGAGCCCCAGUGCUGCAGGGAGGCUUUGGACAAACUCUACAGUGCCCCAGAGGUGGGUGGGAUUUCUGAGCUGACCGAAGCCUGCGACUGGUGGAGCUUUGGGUCUCUGCUGUAUGAACUGCUGACGGGAACGGCGCUGUCCCAGAGCCACCCCUCAGGAAUCCAACCCCACACCCAGCUCCAGCUGCCCGAGUGGCUCAGUCGCCCCGCAGCCUCCCUGCUGACUGAGCUGCUGCAGUUUGAUCCUGCCGGGCGACUGGGCGCUGGAGGAGGCGGUGUCAACAAACUCAAGUCCCACCCCUUUUUCAGUACCAUCCAGUGGAGCAAACUGGUGGGGUAACCGGAGGGGGUGGAGUAGGCGAUGGAAACAGCUGGACUGGUCUGGAUCUCCUCUCUUCUCUUUGCCUGCCACCCAGAGCUGGCCCUUCUAAUCAGCGGCUCUCUGGCAAAGAAUGAAAGGCAGCUUGCCUUUCCUGGUCAGGCCCCUCCCUUGGGCCUCAGAAGUCUCUUCACUGACCAGGAAGGGCCUACGGAGUCCCCCAGCCACGUCCUGGAGAAACCCUUCCUAGACGGUGCUGAGCGGGAGGGAAAGAGAGAUCUCAGCCUGUUAGGCAGCUUGAACCCCUCCACCCAUCAGUCAACAGUCACCGGCUGAGUGCACACCCUGUACUUGAACUUGGACCUACCAUGUUAAAAGGUGCCUUCCUUUGCAUUAGCUCUGAGCUACUGACCACCUGCUGAGCCGUGAAAUUGUGUGACUCAUUAUCUGCCAUGUGCCCCACUCGGAAUGUCUCUGGAGACUCAUCUCAGGAUACUAGUCCCAAACCAGGACUGCCCUGGCUGGUCAUCUUAACCAUGCAACUAGUGGGCCUCUUCCACCAGAGGCUACUUUUGCAGGGGGUCGGGAGGCUGGGGAAGCAGGGAAGAAGUCUGUAGUGGGCAUGGGGUGGGGUGAGGGAAUGGGACAGGACAACCCAUUCCCCCCUCCUGACCAUGCCCCUUAUCUUGUGAUUACAGACUUUGGAGAGCAAAAGGAAAGGAGGGGAGGAAAAUAAGGAUAAAGAGGAAUGAGGGGAGAGAGGAAGGCACAGCUCUGCCACUUAGAGAAAUUUUGGAAACAGAGCUCCCUUCCCUGGCUAGCCCACCCAUGUGGAGAGAAAGGAAAACCUGCCCCAUGGGUCUGAGGGGAGACCGCCAUUCAGUCUCCAGGCUGAAGCCACUUGAAGAAAAGUUGUACCCACGAGGACUCCCUUCUCGGACGUUCGUCGUGUUUACCAUUUUGCAUUUUAGUCUUGAGGGUCCACUCAAUCCACUGCCCACUGUGACUUCAUCUCCUUUUGAAAUGAAACCACAAAACACAUGGAAUGAUUGCCCAAGCUUUUAGCCGGAAGCAAAAUGUUUCUGGUCUCGGCAGAACUGGGGUAAGUAGUUAUCCCCAAAGACAAUUCCCUGCCCAGAUUUGGGGGCCUUCUUCCUCUCAGGACUCACCCUGUCACUGGGGUGUGGCAUCUAAGACAAACUUCCACAGAUCUCCGCCAACUCCUUCCCGCCUGCGUCUCCGACACCACCAGGUGGCGCCUCUGACACCACCCUCCAGUCUGGCUGUGAAGGCCCAGCUCUAACUCUGGGGCUGGGGACCUGUUGUGGGGAUGGCACGACGCUCCUCAGGCCCUCUGGACGCGUCUGGGGGACGUGGGAGGUGCAGCCUUUGGAAGGUCCUGGCUCUCCCCGGGGCUUGCCCACGUCCCUCCACUCCGACUCCAAUAAAGCCUGCUGUUGCCUCUGG